Babesia microti strain RI is the source of this 1788-nucleotide messenger RNA. Its product is annotated as SET domain. Gene Ontology annotation, cellular component: nucleus; chromatin. Lineage: Eukaryota; Apicomplexa; Aconoidasida; Piroplasmida; Babesiidae. The transcript has 7 exons. The coding region runs from base 1 to 1788 and encodes 595 amino acids. The record is from RefSeq and is a predicted model, not a curated record. Gene Ontology annotation, biological process: regulation of DNA-templated transcription. Gene Ontology annotation, molecular function: protein binding; histone H3K36 methyltransferase activity.
AUGUCCCGAGUUAGUGUAGACAUCAGGGCGGCUCAAAAUGCCACCGAACAAUAUUUGUUGUCACACGAAAACCAAAUAAAAUCUGUAUCUAGAAGGCUUUGCAAUGCUGUGAACAAUUCACUAAUAUUCACAUCUGAAGUCACGGGAUCUUUGGAUAAUAUAAGUUGGAAUAGGCAGGAUUGUGCAAUAGACGCGAUAAAUGGCGCAACAAAUGAUUCAAAUUUGGGUGAAUUUACCGAUAUAAUUUUAUAUUCAUGGUACGAGGCACACACACUAGUGCCAAAGAAAAUCACGGCAUCACAUGGCUCCGAAAAUAUGGAAUCUGAGACUGACCCCGAUAUUAGGGUAUCAAUAACUGAUGGACAGCAAAAUCCUUCCAAUAAUGACAAGAAUUGUGCUAAUCACUUGGCAAAUAUUGCAAAUAACUGUACUAGAAAUACUGACUUAAAACAUCACCAAAAAUGUGUAGAGUGUGCCGCUCCUAGUGUUUACGUGGAAAAAUGUUGGUUCACAAAACUUCCUCCUCUUGGCCUUCCAAAUCAAAGACAUAUAGAUUUAGACAAGCGUUAUUAUUACAACAAAAAUGGCUCUGAUAUGCAUGAUGCAAACAAUAACGACAAUAUCACUUAUAAGCGAUAUGAUUUUCAUACUCACAAAUGGCUAGAUGAAUUGCGUGAUCACACUAACAUUGACAAUGAUAAUAUGAAAAAUUAUGAAAGUAAUGAAUUGUCUGUGAUUCCCACGCUUAAAUGCGUUGUUGGAUGUAAAUCAUUCAGUGCCUAUGAAGAGAAUGUCAAAUUCGGUGGUUGGCCCAUCCCUAGUGAUGACAUGGAAUUGGGCGUCUGGGUUUACACAAGUCCAUUUCUAGAACACUGUUCCAUUGAUAUACCCACACAAUACGUGUGUCAAGUGCAACAUAUGCACAAAAGGAUGUUUAAGGAUGUUGAAACUAAUCGCAUUACCAUGUGGUGUAAGAGAUACAAUUAUAAUUCUCCAGACUUUAUCAACAGCGAUAGUGAGGAUGAUAAUAAUUAUUAUGAUGAGCGUGAAUAUAGGGAACGUUCAAGUUUUUCCAAUCCUUUCGCUGAUAUUGAAAGGAAUGUUGAUGAUGCUAAUAAACUUGAAAUUACAGAACUUUAUCGCAAUUUGGCUAUAAGUUCAUCUACCUUCGUCGCCCCUUGCAACGGAUAUCAUUUGAAGAUAUACGGUGAAUCUAUUGAAGAACUUGAAACGACAUUUUUGCGCAAUAAGAUGAACAAUUUGUACGCCAAACACCGCAGGCACAAUUUGUUGCACAACAUAUGCUCUAGGAUUAGGAAUAUAACUCCUAAAAAUGGGUUUCUAUCGCCUUUCCCUGUAAAUAAAGUGCUUAGACUAGCAAAAUCUGGUGUGCAUGGUUUUGGAUUGUUUGCAGGGGAGGACAUAAAGAAAGGCGAAUUUAUAAUCGAAUAUGCCGGGGUGCUAGUGACAGAUGCCAUGACGGAUGUGAGGGAGGAUGCCUAUGAAAAAUGCAUGGGUUCCAGCACUUAUCUAUUUCGUGCGGAUGAUAACCGAGUUAUUGAUGCCACCAAAACUGGUAAUUUGGCAAGAUUUGUGAAUCACUCCUGCGAUCCAAACGCUUACACCAAUACAGUACACGAUGAAUAUAAUGGACCACAUGUUGGCAUCUAUGCCAGUAGGGAUAUUGCUCCUGGGCAAGAGAUCUUUUACAAUUACAGACUAUCUGAAUCUGUGUAUAACAAGGAAUAUUGUUAUUGCGGAUCGUCCAACUGUUCCGGUAGAAUGUGA